Schistosoma rodhaini is the source of this 1049-nucleotide messenger RNA. The record is from the annotation of a GenBank genome assembly. NCBI's taxonomy places the organism in Eukaryota, Metazoa, Platyhelminthes, Trematoda, Strigeidida, Schistosomatidae.
CUCAAAAGAGUAGCUGGUUUACACUCUUUUGUCACACGAAUAUUGGAUAUAUUGAGGUUUCCUACUGCUCUUGAAACAACGCGCGCUGUCCGUUGGGAUUGUUACUUAUCAUUAAUGUAGUUCUCUAGCUGAUAUUGUGUAACUGCUUUUCAAGACGUUACAUCUAAAAGUAUCUUGACGUCAAAGUUCCAUACUUGUCAUUCCUUAAUAGAAAUGGUUAAUAGUAAAUGUCCGCCAAAGAAGUACACGUGUCCGAUUCAGAUUAAAUGUCUUUCUUGUAAGCAUGAAGAAAACAUUACUCCAGUUUUUGAUUCAUCAAAUCUUACGUCUGAAAUGAACUGUCCCAUUAAUUUGAGUCCAAUUGCUUUGGAUUGUGAAAUGGUUGGGGUUGGACUCGAAAAUUCUAAUGCUUUAGGACGCAUUAGUAUUGUUGACUAUGAGGGAAAAGUUUUAUGUGACAUCAUAGUUAAACCUGAAGGAGAAAUUUCUGAUUAUCGCACUAAAUGGAGUGGAAUACGUCAAGAAGAUAUGUCUCGUGCAAUGCCCUAUUCCUAUGUUCGAGAGCAUGUUGAAAAAAUCAUACAUAAUCGCAUUGUGGUAGGGCAUAUGCUGAAGAAUGACUUCGCUGUGUUAAAUAUGAAGCAUCCUCCUCAUUUGGUACGUGACACUUGUAGGGUUCCAUACCCUAAGUUACUUGCUGGUUUUCCGACGAAACCUCAGAUUGGCCUAAGAGCCCUUACUCUCCGGCUUUUCGGUAUUAAUAUUCAAAAUGCUGAACAUUGUUCAAUUGAAGAUGCUCGUGCAUCCAUGGCAAUUUAUCGAUUAGUUCAAGAUAUAUGGGAAGCUGAUUUACUGAAAACAACUAAAAAUAAUUAAAAAAAAUUGAAGCCUACUUUAAAUGAUAAUAAUGAAACAACAUGUUAUACAAAGAAUUGUCAAGAAGUUAUAUCGUCUUCAUCAAUAUCAUAGGCACUUUUGAUACUGUUUUUUUUAUUUGUAUAUAUGUUUUUCAAAAGUGUCCAAUAAAAUCAGUUAACCAUAUCAAGAUU